CAGUUUGCUUCUGAGAUUAUAAAAGCCGGUUGCGAACGAGCAGCCCAAGCUCAAAAUCGUUCUGAUAAUGCUGAGAGUAACAAUUCUACUGGUCGCGCUGCACGGCGCUCUUCAAGCAACGCCACAGUUGAAUAAGUGCUCCGGUGGUGACAUCUGUGUACCUAUUGUACAAUGCCCAAAAUUUGGGUCUGAUCCACCUAUCACGUGGACACCGGCGGUACAGGACGAGUUUGAAAAGCGAGUGUGUGAGCAAGAAACCAAUAGUGUUAAUAGGACGAUAUACAAGGUAUGUUGCGAACCACCGGCUUCCGGCGAACCGAGCGAUGGUCGCAAGCGUGGCUUAGCAUUGCUUGACCUCAAAGGCUGUGGGAUGAACCGAAUGCACAGCAACGAAUCUGUGGAAAAUAAUGGCACUCUUGGGCAGCUGCCUUGGACGGCAUUGCUAAAAACGAGCAGCGGGGAGUUCGCCUGUGCUGCUAGUCUAAUCAGUGAACGCUACGUGCUGACGGUUGCUCACUGUAUAAAGAAUAGAAACGUGACGUUUGUGCAGCUUCGAAAGAAGGAUUGUGAUGAGCAGGGCAUGUGUACACUGGCACCGCAAGACAUCCCCGUCGAGCGUGCCAUCGCACACGAUGGCUUCAGUGCCCGGAGAAAACUGAACGACAUUGCCUUGGUCCGUUUGGCACAGAACGUUUCGUUCAAUAACGAUGUGCUCCCGAUCUGUUUGCCAGUGGCUCCCGAAUACCAGCCAGCAGGAUCGAAUUACUUCACUGCUCGAGAUGGGCAGGAUUACGCUUCACUGAACACCGACACGAUCUCGAUCACGGAAGUUCAUCCACUGACGACUGAAAACUGUGAGAAUCGGUUACAAGAGCUGAUUAAAAGGCAACACAAGAUCCAGGAAUCUCAUAUCUGUGGGUACGAAGCGGGCAGCUUCGAUGGGUGUGCUACCAGCGCCGGUGGACCACUGGUAGCGCUGGACCGCUUCGGACGUAACGUGCAGCACGGGGUGGUUUCCUAUGGAGUUCAAGAUUGCUCUUUAGAAAAUGUACCCUCCGUGUACACCAGGGUGGAAAGCUUCAUCAAUUGGAUAUUGCACAAUCUCGAAGAGUGAUCGUACGAUUGCUCCUUUGCAUUGUUCUAACCGCUCCUUUUAUUACACCGUUUGGCUAUAAAAUGUAAGUCGAUGAAUGAUAUUGGCGAUUUUUAGCGUUGUGAAUAAAAUCAACAUUGUGCAACAUCGCGACAGAGUGAAA
This is a messenger RNA of Anopheles gambiae (African malaria mosquito), 1256 nucleotides long. RefSeq names its product phenoloxidase-activating factor 3. The record is from RefSeq and is a predicted model, not a curated record. Lineage: Eukaryota; Metazoa; Arthropoda; Insecta; Diptera; Culicidae. Gene Ontology annotation, molecular function: serine-type endopeptidase activity. Bases 68 to 1114 code for a protein of 348 amino acids. The transcript has 5 exons. Gene Ontology annotation, biological process: proteolysis.